Molecule: messenger RNA, 2991 nt
Organism: Fomitiporia mediterranea MF3/22
Lineage: Eukaryota; Fungi; Basidiomycota; Agaricomycetes; Hymenochaetales; Hymenochaetaceae
Product: P-loop containing nucleoside triphosphate hydrolase protein
Exons: 26
Coding region: 1-2991 (996 amino acids)
Molecular function (GO): nucleic acid binding; ATP binding
Source: RefSeq, a predicted model, not a curated record
AUGUCGGCUCGGUCCUCUCAGUCCCAGACCAGGAGUCGUGGCAAUGACCCGAGGAACGCACAUGGCCUGCGUUUGCGGCCUGUUUCCGAGCUUCCUGACAUGUACAGGUGCAUAUUCAAGUUUGGAGUCUUUAACGCCGUGCAGUCUAAAUGCUAUCAAACGGUACGGAGUAAAUUAGCGUUUGUGCUUGACGUACUGACCGGUCGCGAAGAUAAUGGAAAGUCACGAAAAUCUAGUGAGCUUGUUCUCGCCCUUCUUGAAGUGAAUUAUAUAAAACGUCUGAUCGCAGCCCCUACGGGAGGCGGCAAGACUGUGCUCUUCGAACUGGGCUUAAUCAAUUUACUGAUAACGUCUGGUCAUCAAGCCAACACUAAGUGUAUAUACGUAGCACCAACAAAGGCUCUGUGUUCUGAACGCACGAGAGACUGGACUGCAAAAUUCGAACCUCUCGGCAUCAAAUGUUGCGAAAUGACCGGAGAUACGCUUCAAAUGGGCAAAAGUGCAUGGUCGAUGGCGAGAAAUGCAAAGAUAAUCGAGAAGUGGGACAGUCUUACUCGGGGCUGGCACGAUCAUGGCGAUUUUCUUUCUGCAGUCAAACUGUUCCUGGUAGACGAAGUUCACGUCCUAAAUGAAUCACGAGGUAGUACUCUCGAAGUGGUAAUAUCACGCAUGAAGGCACGAUGCCACAAUAUCCGUUUCAUUCUUGUUUCCGCGACUGUGCCAAACAUACAGGAUGUUGCGAACUGGAUAGGGAACCCGUCCAUUGAUCUCAAUGCGCCGGCUACGGUCUUUGAGUUCGGAGAAGAAUACCGUCCAUGUAGGAUCACACGUCACGUGUACGGAUAUCCUCGAAAGAACCAGAACGACUUCCAGUUCGCGCGGACUCUUGACUACAAGCUUUAUUCCGUCAUCGGGAAGCAUGCAUGCGGAAAGCCAAUCUUAAUCUUCUGUAGUACUAGGAAAGGUGUCAUGUCGACGGCAGAACAGCUUCUCAAAGAAUACGACGAAGCGGUCGCCAAACGGGAAGAUACUCCAUGGAAUCCUCCGAAGCACAUAACUCUUCUCAUUCUGCUACAUGAGGCUGAGAUGUUUGAUAUAGAGCUCGCAAAGUCGGGAGUGGGCGUACACCAUGCUGGACUUAGUCUCGAUGAUAGACGAGCGACUGAGGAACUCUAUCUCGACGGAUCGCUGAGGGUGGUUUGUGCUACUUCGACUCUUGCAGUUGGCAUUAACCUCCCGGCGCACACCGUGGUUAUCAAAGGCGUAAAGCUUUAUGUGACCAAUGGGUGGCGGGAGUAUUCUGAUCUGGAUGUCGUUCAGAUGAUCGGGCGGGCGGGUCGUCCCCAAUUCGACAAGGAAGGGGUGGCAAUCAUACUUUGUGAGCAGGAACUUGAGAACAAGUACCGAAAUCUUGCGCAGGGCAGAACAAUCCUUGAGAGCUCGCUUCAUGAGAACUUGCUCGAACAUGUCAACUCUGAGAUUGGUAUUGGUGCUAUCAACAAUGUUCAGAGUGCGAAAGACUGGCUUCGAGGUUCAUUCCUGCGGCAGCGCGUUCAAAAGAACCCCGGGCAUUAUCAUAUCGGCAAAACCGCCAGCCAGACGUGGGAGGAGAAACUGGACGAUAUGGUUGUGCAAGCAGUGAAAAAAUUAGAGACGAACGAGCUCAUCUCUACAGGUGGUGGUGGAAUAAAUGCUGAGUUGAGGGUGACGGAGUACGGAGACAUUAUGAGCAAGUAUUACAUACGUCAGGUUACGAUGCAAAAUAUUCUCAAGCUGUCGGAUCGCCCGAGCGUUCGAGAAAUCGUAAGCUUGCUUGUUUGUCAUGGAGACACUCUGCUUGAGCUUAUCAGCUGUGCCGAUGAGUCAGUACAAAAAAGAGCCAGCUUAUUCCAGUGCUUCUAUGGAACUGAUACUCUAACGAUAGACUUGGUUUACAAUAAAAUGCGGGACCAUUCCGACAUCCGAUACAAGAUAAAGAAAGUCGAAAAGGCAUCCGAUAAAUCCUUCAUUCUCAUACAAGCUGUGUUAGGCGGCAUUUCUCUCAGUGCACCAGAGUACAAAACUUCGGAUAGCCAACCUGUCCUUGAUGCGCUGUCGGUCUUCCGCCAUGCCGCACGCAUAGGACGAGUUGUAGUUGAAGUCGGGAUUAUCAAGAAGAACGGCGCUCAAGUCAAACACGGGCUAGAGUUAGUACGAUGCUUGACUGCCAAAGCUUGGGAGGAUAGGCCCGUGGUUCUCAAGCAGAUCGAGUCUAUUGGCGAGAAAUCGUGCACGCAUGUCAACAAGGUCCUCGCCGAGAGCGGCAUCACUUCGCUGCAAGCCUUGAGGAAGCAAGAGUCGUCUCGAAUCGAAUUGCUCUUGAACCGUCGUCCACCUUAUGGGCUCGAAGUCCUGCAGUUCGUACACGACAUGCCGCAAUAUGCCGUGUCCAUCGCUGUCGCAAAAAAUGGAGUUACCUCUUACUCGGGGAGGAAGCCGGUAUCCGUUGAGCUUAAUAUUGAAUGCCAUCUAGUCCAAGCACUGUCCGGAAGGACGAAGUCAAGACAGAAAUCACGCUUCCUAGGCAUGACCACUAUAUUGACUACAACGUCGGAUCUGGACCUUGUCGAUUUUAGGCGUAUUUCAACGAAGGCUCUCAAGGACUCUCGGUCCUUCACCGUCACCGCGCAGUUGACAAAGCCGAGUCAAAGCGUUUGCGUACUUGUUAGCUCUGAAAGUUUCGCGGGGCUCUCUGUUAGCCAGACAUACAAGCCUUCAGUUCCAGUGAAGGAGUAUCCGAUUUUGGACACCCAUCCAAAGACCUCCACCGAAAUGUUCUUGGAAGAGUGUGAACAGGAUCCUGAUUUUUGGGACAAGAUGAAUAGUGAUGGAGAAAGUGCGAGAGGCACAGAUGCAAGUCGCCCAUCAAGUAUGUUAAAGUUCAUUCUCACCACAGUAGGAAUCUCGAAGACUGAUAUUACAUACAGCAGCGCAAAGCAGAAGACCUCUUGA